AUGGCUCGGGUGAAUGGAUCUGCUGCCUUGCUUGAUAUCGUUCUCGAUUACGCUGUAAACAUGUACGGCACGUCCGGUGUCUAUGUCCAUUUGGGUCCAUGUCAUAACAGCUGCUGUCCUGCCAGUGACGACAUUGGGUGCAUUUAUAACGAUUGGCAUUGGGUCUCACACGCACUUGGGGAGGAGGGACAGGCUGGGGAGGUACUGGAGGAGGAGGGGUCACAAAGCGUUGGGGAGGUCUGCGGGAACGUGGUGGCCGUUGUAGAGGUAGCGGAUUGGGACGCAGAGGUGUGGGAGAGGGGGGUGCCUAUUGACAAAUAUACAACCGCACAAAGCUUCAAAAGAUUUUGGUCGUCUCUCGUCUGUCCUCCUCCUGAGUCUUUCACUGUGAACUAUUUCUACGGCCGUAGUAUACGAUACAAUAUGGCAGAAGCAGAGAAUCCACUUUCUUCUGAACAGGUCUCAACAUUAUUGAGCGACGUGCAAGUUUCUGCGCAGGCCACUAGUAGUGCUCUCCGGCCCUUGAUGGAAAAGGUCAAGACGAACGAUUCAUCACUUGAUAUGUCUUCGGGAUUAUCUCUGUUACUCCUACGUCCUCACCUGCUACUCUCAUCGCUGCAUCACCUGGUGAUCCUCUUGGCUUUACGGAUACAAGGGAUUGAACCGUCGUCAGGCUUGUACGCAGAAACUUCAUUCGCGUCCUCUUCGCGAUCACCUCUAGUGAUUGACAAGCCCGAAGAUGCGAUGAGAGAGAUCAUACGAGAACUGAGCGUGAACCGCGAGGUCAUGGAUAAGAUCAAAGGGUUAGAAGGAAAGUUAGAGUAUCAAAUCAAGAAACUGUCCGCUCUCGCCGAAGCGGAAGAGGUUCGCGGUCAGGCAAUAGUGGAGGAAGUUGAGGAUGACCCUCUGUCCUUUCGUCCAUAUACUUCCGCCAUGUUGUCAAGCGUUGCCAAGGAUUCAACCAGGGAUGCAGACGACGACGGGCCUUCUGCAGUCUAUCGUCCACCUAGGGUCGCAGCGGUGCCAUACACAGAGUCCACCAAAUCCCGUCGUACCGAACGACGGGCUCCCGCUCUUCUAUCAGAGUUUGCAGCAACAAUGAACGGCGCACCUCUACUCCAAUCCACCUCUGGUUUGGCUACUCGUCCGGUCCAAGCGCAAUCGCAUUCCAACUCGACCUCAGCUAAACGAGCUGCAGAACUGGCUAGAAUGAAUCAGUUCGAGGAGGAGAAUAUGACAAGGUUGGUCACCAGUAAACGUGAAGCUAAACGACGGAGGGAAGAUGAAGAGGCUUUGGCGUUGGGAUACGGGGUUGGUGGUCCGGCCAGGAGUAGAGGCAGAAGACAGAACGGAUUGGAAGCGGAAUUGGAGGGUGUGUUAGGUGAACGAGGAUCCAAAGGUUUAUGGGAGAGCGUAAGUAGUGGUAUAGGGAAGAGGGGCGGGGUUUUAGACAGAGCCAAGAAGGGCGGUGUCAAAGAAAGCGAGGGGGGGAGGAGGAAGAAAGCGAGGUUUGAGAAAGAUGUCGCGGGACAUGGUAAGAAGAGAUUAUAG
This is a messenger RNA of Tremella mesenterica DSM 1558, 1551 nucleotides long. RefSeq lists its product as uncharacterized. The transcript has 5 exons. Lineage: Eukaryota; Fungi; Basidiomycota; Tremellomycetes; Tremellales; Tremellaceae. Gene Ontology annotation, cellular component: small-subunit processome; nucleolus. Gene Ontology annotation, biological process: maturation of SSU-rRNA from tricistronic rRNA transcript (SSU-rRNA, 5.8S rRNA, LSU-rRNA). The record is from RefSeq and is a predicted model, not a curated record. Bases 1 to 1551 code for a protein of 516 amino acids.